Molecule: messenger RNA, 1887 nt
Organism: Amoebophrya sp. A25
Lineage: Eukaryota; Dinophyceae; Syndiniales; Amoebophryaceae
Source: the annotation of a GenBank genome assembly
GGAGCGCCAACGGCUAACUGUGGUUUUCUUAGACUUUCCGGCAUACGAGUCUGUUUACUGGUUCGGCGGUUGUGUUGGGCAACGAACUAAGUAUGUGUAUAGAUACUAAAGGCUCUUCUAUCUCAAAUAUUAUGAAAACCCCGAACAACUUUCAUAUUCGCACAGGCCUCCAUGCGCAUACUUGCGUAGACUUAAUACAUGUUGAUGGAUGGUGAAUGUUUAGUCAAUAAUCGAGCAUAAUGGGCGAUGUUGAUCCGUACGAAAUACUGGGGCUGCCUAGGCAUGCCUCCGACAGCGAGGUCCGGUCGCAGUUCAAGCGGAUGGCGAGGCACAUGCAUCCGGAUAAGGGAGGUGAAACAGCCGCAUUCCAGCGUCUCUUGUCAGCGUACGAGCUUCUCAACGACCCACAGAAGCGGCGUCAGCUGGAUUUCACGCAAACAGCAGACCCAUAUCGGGGGGACGAACCGACGCCACCGUGCAGUCCACGCCCGGCCGAGCCCUUCGGGACGCGAGCAGCUAGGGACCGUGCUCAGCGAGUGGCCCGGCAAAGCAGACAGGAAGCGGAAGGACGUGACAGCAAGAAGGAUGGCAAGAGCACCAAAAAUAACUGUAGUUCAGCACCAGAUUACGCGGACUAUUUCGACGAGGAGAUGAGUGGCAGUGACAGCAAGAAAAAGAGUAAGCACGAAGAGAAAACUGAGGAAGACCCAAGAACCCGGGCAGCUUUCCAAAAGCGGCGUCGCGAGAAAAAGCGUAAAGAAGCUAAAAGGAAACAUCUGAGCGAAAACGCUGAUGCUUCCUCGAGCGAGAACGAUAAAGACCGCGAAGAGUCGAGAAAACACCGGAAAUCGAAAAAGAGAAUAAGAAGCGGCAGUGCUCGUGGUUCUUCCUCUCAUGGGAAAAGGCGUGAAGUCACUAAUUCGAAUAGCACAGAUUCUUCGAGCUCUGAUUCGUCAAUGUCAAGAGGAGGCGCAGACCGCCGUGCAGCUCAAAGGGAUGCCAAACAAGACGAGGCGCGAUUCGAACAGUUGAUGAAAGUCAUUCGACGAAAGGAAGCACAGAGAAAGACGUACUACGAAUCGCUUCAAAAACGAAGAAAAAAGAGGGAACAGAAUACAAGAAGAGUAGGUUCUCAGGAGCAAAACCAGAACGAAUCGUCUGACCCCAAAACGGCAGAAGGAACAAGAGAGGUAAGAAAACCCGAGGAGCCACACUGCUGGGUCAAGGUCCGUUUACGUAAACCUCUCAGUGUGCGACAGUGGCUUCACACGUUUGGUCCUUACGGUGCCCUUCCGGUCAUUGAGCGUGAGCAGCUUGAUGAUCAUGAUCAUGAUGGCACAACGUUCGACAGCAACCCCAACAAGAGAGGCUAUUUUCCUGUGGAUCCAGAUCGACCGCUCUGGUUCCGCAUUACAGAAGGAUCGUCAUCGCCUUCAGCGCAACAAAGAAAUGCAGCGAAUGAGGCAACAUUUGACCAUGUUCGAGAUGAAAAUGAUGUUUCCUUGAAACCUAACGAAGAGUACCUAAUGGGCGUCGCGUCGCUCGGUGGCGCAUGGCAGAUCGCCCUCACAUUUCAUAGAUGGGAUGAGGUUGAGGACAUCAAGCGGGGAUCUAGGGAAACGUUCAAGGCUAUUGAGCUCAUGCGUUGCCCGUUCUACAAACGUUCUGAUGUUGAAGAAGAUGAUGCCGAGCAAGACGAUGACACACCCGCUUCUUCUUCAAUGUUCCUGGAGCGCCACAAAAAAAGACGGACAGUCAUAAUCGUAACACGCAAGUACCUUGAAAUUCUCUAGCAUGUAAACGAAAACGAAAGAAGAAACACAGACACUCAUAUCUUCGACUUCGCGUGAUAUCGACCGUUUAGGAUGAUGCAUCCUUGUGUGACAU